Messenger RNA from Mauremys mutica (yellowpond turtle), 3576 nucleotides. It is a transcript of the gene SLC4A9, whose product is annotated as solute carrier family 4 member 9. Gene Ontology annotation, cellular component: basolateral plasma membrane; plasma membrane. Gene Ontology annotation, biological process: transmembrane transport; regulation of intracellular pH; monoatomic anion transport. The record is from RefSeq and is a predicted model, not a curated record. NCBI's taxonomy places the organism in Eukaryota, Metazoa, Chordata, Testudines, Geoemydidae. The transcript has 22 exons. Gene Ontology annotation, molecular function: monoatomic anion transmembrane transporter activity; sodium:bicarbonate symporter activity; solute:inorganic anion antiporter activity. Bases 69 to 3065 code for a protein of 998 amino acids.
CCAGGGCGCUGGCGACGGAGUUGUCCAGGGACGGUCAGUGGCAUUUGAGGCAGCAGGGACCUGACACAAUGAAAGUGCAGGUGAAUGAGGAUGUUCUCGCUUACAUGGAGGCAGAUGCUGUUCCAGAGGCUCAGGGCAGCACCAACCCGGCAGGCCCAGAUGGGCCUCAGAGCAGAAACUCCGUGGUUAUCUGCCAGGCAGUUGGCCGAAGCAUCUUCACCUCCAGCGUCUCGUCAGCUGCUGGGCGAGUUGGCUUCCUGCUGCAGAAGGAGGAGGGAAAGGAAGCAAGCUGCCCGGUGCUGUUCAUACAGCUCAAUGAGCUGUUCAACACCCCUGACGGCCUGCAGUGGAAGCAGACAGCCAGGUGGAUUAAGUUUGAGGAGAAGGUGGAAGAUGGAGGAGAGCGAUGGAGCAAACCCCACAUCACAGCCCUUUCCUUACACAGUCUAUUCGAGCUAAGGACAUGCAUCAAGAAAGGGACGGUCCUGCUGGAUUUAGAUGCCCACAGUUUGAAGCAAAUAGUGGAGAAGGUGAUUGCGCAGAUUGAUGCUCACGCCCUGAGGCCGGAGGUGAGAAAGAAGCUCAUGUCUGUGCUGCUCCGCACCCCCCAGCACCACACCACCAAGUCCCAGCUGAGGAGAGUGGCUGAGCUGGGUGCUGCCUGCUGCAGGGACAAAGCUCGUAACCGGUCGGAUCCAGGAGCUGAGAUUUCAGAAGCACCCCUCAAGGAGCAGCUAAAAAACCAAUUCCAGAAGAAGAUCCCAGCCGAGGCUGAAGUGUCCAACAUUCUUGUGGGUGAAGUGGACUUCCUAGAGAAGCCAUUUAUUGCCUUCAUCCGACUGCAGGAGGCCGUGGGACUCGGGGCCUUGACGGAGGUUGCAUUCCCCAGCAGGUUUCUUUUUAUCCUCCUGGGCCCCAGAGCCAAAGUGAAAGCCUAUCAUGAGAUUGGAAGGGCCGUGGCCACGGUACUGACGGAUGAGCUCUUCCAGCGAGUUGCCUGUCAGGCUCAGGACAGAGAAGACCUCAUUGCAGGGAUUGAUGAGUUUCUGGAUGAGCUGACUGUGCUGCCUCCAGGCAAAUGGGACCCGACCACCCGAAUCCCUCCGCCAAAGUGCCUGCCCUCUCCUCACAAGAGGAUCUCCAUGCACCUCCGGGAAUGGAAAUCUCAUUGCAACGGGAACGUGUCUGCAGCUGACGACAGACAUACCCAUGGGCACCAGCCUGUCAGCGAGGAGCUGCAGAGAACAGGAAGGUUAUUUGGAGGGCUGGUAAAGGACAUCCGGAGGAAGGCCCCUUGGUACUGGAGUGACUUCUAUGACGCCCUGAACAUCCAGUGCUUUUCAGCUAUUCUCUAUAUCUACCUGGCGACUGUUACCAAUGCAAUUACUUUUGGUGGCAUGCUGGGAGACGCUACCGAUAACAUGCAGGGAGUGCUGGAGAGUUUCCUGGGCACCGCUAUCGCUGGAGCUGUCUUCUGCCUCUUUGCUGGACAACCGCUCACCAUCCUGAGUAGCACUGGCCCUGUCCUAGUCUUUGAACGGCUCCUCUUCUCCUUUAGCAAAGACUACAGCCUGGAUUACUUGGAGUUCCGCUUCUGGAUUGGCCUCUGGGUGGCCUUUUUCGGACUGAUUUUGGUGGCCACCGAAGCGAGUUACCUGGUGCAGUAUUUUACCCGCUUCACCGAGGAAGGCUUCUGUGCCCUCAUCAGCUUCAUAUUCAUCUAUGAUGCUGUGAAGAAGAUGCUGAGCUUGGCGGACAGCUUCCCCGUCAACUGGGAUUACAAGAUCAAUGACGUCACUCUCUACGGCUGCAUCUGUAACUCAUCUGGCACAGGCAACGCCUCCAUGCUGACUGAGAUGCUGCUCCCACCCCCUGGCAGUGCUGCGAUGCAGCAGGGUCUGGAGGCUGCAAACUGGUCCCUGCUGACCCGGACAGAGUGUUUGCAAGUGGGAGGCCACCUGGUGGGGAACAGCUGUAACUACGUGCCUGACAUCACCUUCAUGGCCUUCACCCUCUUCUUGGGGACCUUCCUCUGCUCCAUGAUGCUCAAGAGCUUUAAAACCAGCCGCUAUUUCCCCACAGCCCUGAGGAAGCUAGUGAGCGACUUCUCCAUCAUCCUGGCCAUCCUCAUCUUCUGCGGGAUUGAUGCCAUUCUGGGGCUAGAGACCCCCAAGCUCAUCGUCCCCAGCGAGUUCAAGCCCACAAACUCCCAGCGAGGCUGGGUCGUAUUUCCCUUGGGAGUGAACCCCUGGUGGGUUUGCCUGGUCUCCGCAGUGCCUGCCGUUCUGGUCAUCAUCCUCAUCUUCAUGGACCAGCAAAUCACCGCCGUCAUCCUCAACCGCAAAGAAUACAGGCUCCAGAAAGGGGCAGGUUUUCACCUGGAUUUAUUCUGCGUUUCCCUUCUGAUGAUCCUCACAUCUGUGACGGGUCUCCCCUGGUAUGUGUCUGCCACCGUCAUCUCCCUGGCCCACAUGGACAGCCUGAAAAAGGAGAGUACAACUUCUGCACCAGGAGAGCAGCCCAAGUUCCUGGGAAUCAGGGAGCAGAGACUGACUGGCCUGGUGGUCUUUAUCCUCACUGGAGUGUCGGUUUUUUUGGCCCCGGUUCUCAAGUAUAUCCCUAUGCCUGUGCUGUAUGGAGUCUUUCUUUACAUGGGCGUGGCCGCUCUUAACAGUAUCCAGUUCAUGGACAGAAUCCAGCUCCUUCUGAUGCCUGCCAAACACCAGCCUGACUUCAUGUACCUUCGCCACGUCCCCCUGCGCCGAGUGCACCUAUUCACCCUCAUUCAGAUGCUCUGCCUGGCUGCACUGUGGAUCCUCAAGUCAACCGUAGCUGCCAUUAUUUUCCCAGUGAUGCUCCUGGCGCUGGUGGGGAUCCGGAAGGCGAUGGAGUGCAUCUUCUCCCAGCAGGACCUCAGCUGGCUGGAUGACAUCAUGCCAGAAAAAGACAGGAAGGAGGAAGAAGAAAAACUGCAGAGGAGCCAGGAGAAGGAGGAGAGUGACAGUGAGGAUUCUGAAUUCCUGUACCAGGAAAAAGGACCAGAAAUCAAUAUCUCUGUGAAUUAGAGGAAUCCAGCCUCGCGGAUGGGACAAGGCGAAAGGGAGUGUUUUCUGAUGGUCUCAUGCACGUGGGAAGCAGACGACUUACAUUUCUGGGAAGAGGUUGAUCUUCAGACCUCCAUCGACAUCCCAGGAACUGAGCAUGGCUGGUGCAUGGAUGGUUUAAAGGGAAGAUGCAAUGCAGGGAACAAGUGUUUUUAAGCUUAAAAUUCUGGAACAAAAUGGACACAGCAGUCUCUCUCCCUCUGACAUAACCUGCUGUGCUGGGUAGGAUGCCAUUACCAAAUACCUUUCCUGCAUAGUCCCUGACUGGAUACCAUGAGUUGUUUGCAGUGUUGUUAUAGCCAUGUAGGUCCCAGGAUAUUAGAGACAAUGUGGGUGAGGUAAUAGCUUUUAUUGGACCAACUUCCUUUGGUGAAAGAGACAACAGAAGAUUUGAAGAGCUCUGUGUAAGCACACAAGCUUGUCUCUUUCCCCAUCUACCUUGUCUCUCUGGACACUGUCAGCUAACUCCUGU